Molecule: messenger RNA, 6816 nt
Organism: Pelmatolapia mariae (spotted tilapia)
Lineage: Eukaryota; Metazoa; Chordata; Actinopteri; Cichliformes; Cichlidae
Gene: ambra1b
Product: autophagy/beclin-1 regulator 1b
Exons: 19
Coding region: 368-4474 (1368 amino acids)
Biological process (GO): autophagy
Cellular component (GO): intracellular membrane-bounded organelle
Molecular function (GO): protein binding
Source: RefSeq, a predicted model, not a curated record
GGUAGGUCUGAGUAUGUGGCUAGCGAACAGCUAGCAGGUUACGCAGUAGCAGUUUGACGUCGGGCAGCCUCUUUAAAAUCGGACCAAUGCCUUAGAAAAGCUUCUCUGUUCGCCCCCGUCUUGUAAUACGAGCGCUGCCCGUUGAGGCCAGCGGUCGGUGCUCGGUAGAAGAUCGGGAUAAAGCGGAGGAUCUUAGCGUACCGGCGCUCGUUGGUCACGGUCUCCGUUUUGGCCGAGCUAGCAGAGCUAGCUGUUCAGUAGCUCUUAGCGCCGCAAUGGAUCCAUAAAGGAAGCCCAGACUCUGCAUGGCGUCGGAUUGGCAGCAGCGGGAGUGAGCAGCCAAUCAGCCGAGGACACCGGUAGCAUCAUGGCGUCUCGUCAGAGGAACUCGGUCCGGAUCCUGUCCAGCCGGGAGCGCGGCUCGCAGACCUUUGGCUCGCAGCGCCUCCUGCAGCUCCUGGUGGAGGAGAAAGUCCGCUGGAUGAAAUGGCAGAGUCAGAAGGUGGAGCUGCCGGACAGCCCUCGCUCAACUUUCCUGCUGGCCUUCAGCCCUGACAGGACCCUCAUGGCUUCGACCCACGUCAACCACAACAUUUACAUAACAGAGGUGAAGACUGGAAAGUGCCUACAUUCCUUAGUGGGCCACCGUAGAACCCCCUGGUGUGUGACCUUUCACCCCACAAUUCCUGGCCUGGUGGCCUCUGGGUGCCUUGAUGGCGAAGUCCGGAUCUGGGACCUGCAUGGCGGGAGUGAGAGCUGGUUUACUGAGAGCAACGUCGCCAUCGCCUCCCUGGCCUUCCACCCGACUGCUCAGCUGCUCCUGAUCGCCACCAACAAUGAGCUCCACUUCUGGGACUGGAGCCGCCCCGAGCCCUUCGCCGUGGUGAAAACGGGCAGCGACACGGAGAGAGUGCGGUUGGUGCGCUUCGACCCUCUCGGUCACAACCUGCUCACGGCGAUCGUGAAUCCAUCCAAUCAGCAGGGCGAGGAGGACUCGGAGGUUCCCAUGGACAGCGUUGAGAUGCCUCACUUCCGUCAGCGCUCCUUCCUGCCUUCCCAGCCGGUUCGCCGGACGCCCAUCCUCCACAACUUCCUCCACAUCCUGUCGUCCCGCUCCCCUGGGGCUCAGCCCGGAGGCGAGCAGCCGCGGCCUCUCGGGGAAAAUGGAAGUAACAUGGCCGAGUCUCCCAGCAUCCCUUUGGCCCAGUACCCCGGCUCGGAGCGCGGUCCGCCCCUGCCCGGCUGCACCCAGCACCUGGGCAUGGUGUGCAUGUGCAGUCGCUGCUCCAUCAGUCGAACGGCGCCCCAGCCAGACGGAGCCUCUGUGCCUCCGCCCGAUCCACGGGCAUCAUCGGACUCACUCCAGCCCCCCCCGGCCUCCACCUUCUCCUCAGCUCGUACUGAGCCCAGACAGCCCUCGGAGCGAACCUCCGCCUUUACCUCUGUCUACUACAGCGCCGGCGCUUCUCUUAACCCCGCCCCUCCAGGCGGCCACGAGCCGCACUCCACGGCCAGACCGGCACCCGACUGGACUCGCAACCUGCUGAGUGUGAGGGAGGGGGGGAUAAAUCCUGGCAUGCUGCCUCCCAGAACCUCCGCCUCCUCCUCGAUCAGCCUUCUGUCUGUGCUCCGCCAGCAGGAGGGCUCCUCUCACUCCCCCGUCUACACCUCCGCCACUGAGGGGCGGGGUUUCCCCCAGCAGGGAGAGCCCGGAGCCCGGGAUACCGCCAGCACGAGCAGCGGGCAUCACCCGUUCUGGGACAGUUCCCGUGGUAACACGGCCUCCUUCCGCAACGUGCUGCAGUGCAACCUGAGCCGCUACUUCCUGGAGAUCGGCCCCAUCGACAUGGAGCCGGCGCUGGGCGGCGCCAUGGCCGACGGAGGCCAGGAGCAGAGUCAGGAACUGCUCAACAACAACAUGGACCCAGACCGGCCCGGGCCUUCCUCAUCCUCCUCCUCCUCCUCCACCCCCACCAUCAUCCACUACCAGCCUCCCCUCCCCCCGCCCCCCAGCUCCCACAGCCUGGAGAACAACGUCCCUCCCCCAGCCUCCCGAGGUCACCUGAACCGCUGCCGGGCCUGCCACAACCUGCUCACCUUCAACCACGACUCCCAGCGCUGGGAGCGCAAGACCUCCUCCACCUCCAUGCUGGAGCCCCCCUCCUCCUCCUCUGCUUCUUUUCCCUCUCCUUCCUCUCACUGGCAGCCCGAUGAGGCCAGAAGGAUGCUAGAAGUCCAAACACAGGAGAGGAGGGCGCCUCCUGAGUCCAGCGAGCAGCCGCCUCCCCCAGCAGCAACAGUGGGAGGAACAGGAGGAGUGGCCUUCCCUAUCGCCCCGUCCUCUACCCAGCCCGGGGAGCAGACGGUGGGCCUGGUGUACAACCAGGACACGGCACAGUGGGAGAGGGUGUACCGGCAGGCUGCGUCAGGCCGGCCGGCGGAGCCACCGGAGGCCUUAAGCCAAGAAAUGCCCGUCGACCCCCCAGACGAGGACUCCCUCAGGAGGCGGCUGCUGGAAUCCUCUCUCCUGUCACUGUCUCGCUACGACAUGUCCGGCUCCAGAGACCACCCCAUCUACCCCGACCCAGCCAGGCUUUCUCCAGCAGCUUACUACGCUCAGAGGAUGAUCCAGUAUCUGUCAAGGCGCGACAGCAUUCGCCAGCGCUCGCUCCGGUACCAGCAGAACCGGCUGCGGGCCAUGUCGUCCUCCUCGUCGGACAGCCCGGCCAGCAAUCCGCCCGGCUCCAUGGACAGCGGCGACGUGGACUUUGAGGAUCUCGACGAUAACGGUGACAGAACGCGACACCGGACGCCUCGAAACGCCAGGAUGUCUGCACCCUCGCUGGGCCGCUUCGUCCCUCGCCGAUUCCUCCUGCCCGAGUACCUGCCCUACGCCGGGAUCUUCCACGAGAGAGGGCAGCCCGGGCUCGCCACACACUCCUCUGUCAACAGGGUGCUCGCAGGGGCGUCGAUCGGGGACGGUCAGUCUGCGGUCGCCAGCAACAUCGCCAACACCACGUACCGCCUGCAGUGGUGGGACUUCACCAAGUUUGACCUUCCUGAGAUCAGCAAUGCCUCAGUCAACGUUCUGGUGCCCAACUGUAAAAUCUACAACGACGCCAGCUGUGACAUCUCUGCGGACGGGCAGCUGCUAGCGGUUUUCAUUCCCAGCAGCCAGCGCGGUUUCCCAGACGAGGGCAUCCUGGCCAUCUACUCGCUCGCCCCCCACAACCUGGGAGAGAUGCUGUACACCAAGCGAUUCGGUCCAAACGCCAUCUCCGUCAGCUUGUCUCCGAUGGGCUGUUACGUGAUGGUGGGCCUCGCCUCCCGCAGGAUCCUGCUGCAUCCCACCACCGACCACAUGGUGGCGCAAGUCUUCCGCCUGCAGCAGCCGCACGGAGGAGAGACGUCCAUCAGGAUGGUGUUCAACGUGGUCUACCCCAUGGCUCCGGACCAGAGGCGCCACGUCAGCAUCAACUCGGCUCGCUGGCUGCCGGAUCCGGGGAUGGGACUGGCUUACGGAACCAACAAGGGAGACCUGGUGAUCUGCCGGCCCGUGUUCUAUCGAAGCGACGGCGAGAGCCCCAGCGAGUCGAGCAGCGAGCCACUGUUCAGCGUCAACAACAGCGGAACGAGCCGGAGCCGAGGCUCCGACAGGCCGGGGCCGAACCGCUCCGGCUGGAGGCUGGACAGAGACAUGGGACUGAUGAACGCCAUUGGCCUGCAGCCCCGACACCCCACCCCUUCAGUGACAUCGCAAGGAACCCAGACGCCAAUCAUCCAGCUGCAAAACGCUGAGACUCAAACUGAGAGGGAGCUGUCGGAGCCGAGCGCCUCGCAGCCUGCUCAGAGUGUCCCUCCUGAAGCUCCGUCCACCAGUGGAGCAGCUCAGGCUCAGGUGGAGGCGUCUCAGAGCAGCCAAGCUCAGCAGGAAGUCCCAGCUGAAGCAGAGACCGGCACCUCCACCGCUGCUGCUGGAGAGUCUUCGGAGUUCGGGUCUGGCGAGGACGCUCUGGCACGAAUCCGCCGGCUGAUCGCUGAAGGCGGCAUGACGGCGGUGGUCCAGCGGGAGCAGAGCACCACCAUGGCCUCGAUGGGCGGCUUUGGGAACAACAUCAUUGUCAGCCACCGCAUCCACCGCGGCUCGCAGACGGGCGCCUCCAGGCCCACUGCCGAGCCCGUCGCCACGGCCCCCUCCACCUCCGGUCCGCUCCUCGUCGCCUCGCAGCCCCAGUCCUACCUGCGCCCGGCGCCGCAGGCCACGAGCCCAUCUGAACAGCUCGCUCCCGUGUGGGCCCCGCCGCCGCCCACGCUCUCUCUGGCCGUGGAUGUGGACGAUGUGUUCGACGGCGGGCGGGCGGACGACAACUCCUUGCCAGGUCCCUCCUCUUCCUCCUCCUCCUCCUCCUCUCACAGCCCCCUCCCUGGCAGUGGCGGCCCCAACAGUUACCCCGGUGACCCAUACAGCAGGUAGUCCUCCUAUUGGCUGACGGUUAAGGGGGCUCCUCAAAGCCUUAUCUCACAAAAAUGGGUGCUGCUUCGACCCCACACAGGGUCUCCCACCUGGAAACGAAGGGACACAAAGACCUCUCCUCCCCCCUCCCCCUAGCCUUUCUGCUGAGUGGCGUUGGCGCUCGUGAACCCGGACCGAAGCUGGACCGCCAUCAUUCCUCACAGGAGGAGCCCCUACUUGAACGGAGGCACGGAGCUCCUCCCCACCUGAUUCUCUCCCAGCACGAUGGAGGUCGAGGUUCCUGACGCGCUGCGCCUGGGGGUGGGGGUGUGGCUUCUUUCACAUUUACUCCAACGUGCUGCGUUUGGUGCCAUGUGACGUUACCUUAGAUGUGAAAUAGUGAUUGAAGUGUUUGAACUCAGCACUACGUUUUUGUACCGUGUCACUGCUGCGUGUUCCUGAGGCAGGACUCUGCACGGCGGCGUGGCGGCGAGCGAUCGCCGAUGACUGAACGCACACGCUCGACUAAACAAACGGAAGCUCCUGCAUGUCUCGAAAUAAUGCUGCAGCUCAUCGAACACAUGUUUGUGUUUAAGGCUGAAAACGAGGAGAAUCACUUCCUGUUAGGGCAACGGGGGGGCGGAGAUUCACCUGCUCUGACCCCUCCCCACCCCGCCAACCCCACCCAGCUGCACUACAGUGUGUUUGGUGCUAACCCAGGCGUGCGCGUGUGUGUGUGUGUGUGUGUGUGUGCGCGCGUGUUCUCACUGAAACCACAGUUUGUCUGUUUUUUGUUUUUCUUUGCCGGGGGGGGGGGGCGUUUCCUGUCCGCCUCAUCACGUUUGGAUGUUUGAAUCUCAGCAGUCUCAGUUCACGGUGAAGGUGAUUGCGAGGUGGGGUUUGCACGACCUGUUUAGCCGGUGGGGGCGGGGUUAGGGGUUUCACAGGGGUGUGGGGUUCUCUCGGGCUACGGUCCCUGCGAGCUUUGUGAAAGGUCUGCGGGUUUCGGCUCACGUGGGCGCCGCACUGACCGACGCUCUAAAUGUAGAAACGUCACCAAAACGAGCGUGACUGCUCCGACCGCCAACUUCACGCUGUGACACCGGAGAUCAAUCGUCUCUGUAUUGGUUUCAUCCAAACUCGCCGAUUGGUCGACAUUCAGCCUGUGUGGUCACUUCCUGCUGUUACUGACCAGGUGAUGAGUGGAUUUAUUAUCAUCAUUAUUAUUAUGACUUUUUUAUUAAGGACGGAGAACUGCAGAUUAGUCUCCCUUACAACUGUCGUCUUCUGUUAAACGACCAAAAUAAAGUCGAACACUUUUGGUUUUUUUCUUUUGGGGGUUUUUUUUUUGGGGGGGGGGGGGGGGGGGAGAAUUAAUGAGCCGAAGAGUCAAAAUAUGCUCGUGUGUGUGUGUGUAUGUGUGUGUCUGUGUCUUUCACUACAGGAACUUGCUGUUGCUCGGUAACAUCCAAUCUAAACCCUCAGAUUUCACUCAGUGUUCUUGGACAGCCUGUUAGUGACCUCACAGCAGCCAUGUUAUUGGUCCAGAGGCCACACCCCUAAUAAUACAAACCCUUCUCCAAUUAAGACAGGUGAGUUAUAGAGCCCCGCCCCACAGGUGUUACAAAGGGGAAGUGAUGUAUAGAGACCAGAACAGUUGUCAGGCUGUAAACACGUUAGUUCCUGCUGUAGUGGGAGUGUGUGGGGCCUCUGCUGGACGUCAGAGGAACUGCAGGUUUUGCGUGGACGUUGCUGUUCAGUGCAGCUCAUGUUGUUUGUAUAGAGACUGUAGAGGACCGAGAACAGAACCCUGAGGAACACCUCGAGUACUUACCGACACUUUAAAUGUCAGCUUUAAGAUUCGGGUCACCGAGCUCCUGUAGUGGAAGAUGUCUGACUGCCCCCCCCCCCCCCCCCCCCCCCCACACACACACACACCUUUCCUCAUCCUUCAAAAUCCUGCAGAAGAAAACUUGAAUUUUUGUGAUCAAGCGCAACUUUUCCUUCUUGCAGCAUCCAGCUGUCCUUUUUGUUUCCACAUGUGCUUAGAAGUUCAUGUACUGAUAGCAUUUUAAGGUGGGGCUGUGGGUGGGGGUGCUGAGUGGAGCUCUGGGAUUCAUGACACUUUUUAUUGAAGCUUUUAUUCUGCAGGUGAGACUCUGAAUGCUCCUCCUGGCUUUUUACUUGAUCAGUGAACAUUUUAGAGUGUGUGUGUGAGAUCAGGGUGGGGGGGGUGGAUGUGAAUAGCGCAGCGGUGUGAGUCAGAUCGGUACCUGUGUGUCAGACUGUGGAGUUUGUACAGCGCUAACGCGACUCUUUGCUUUGACUUUUAGACGUGAUGUCAUUAAAGAGCUUUGAAAGUU